CUGGAGACUGCUAGUUUAGCUGCUUGUGAGAUCAUUUCCUGCCCUGGGAUCAGAGCAGUAUCUGUGGAAGUAACAGAUAGAACUCUUCUAGGUGAACAACAUGUCUUCUAACUCCAACCUGAGCACCAUGCAGAGACUGGUGGAGCAGCUGAAGCUGGAGGCCAGCGUGGAGAGGAUCAAGGUUUCUCAAGCAGCAGCAGAGCUUCAACAGUACUGUAUGCAGAAUGCCUGUAAGGAUGCUCUCUUGGUUGGGAUGCCGGCUGGGAGUAAUCCAUUCCGUGAGCCCAGGUCAUGUUCAUUGCUUUAAGGCUGCUGUACUUGAUUGCUGACCGAUGUAUGUAUCAUUUGAAGAUCUCGAAUAUAUACAGCCUGCCUUUUCGGUGCCAUUCCAAAUGCGGCCAAAACCUUCACCUUUCAAAUAUUUAUUAGUCCUUUUCCAAUCCUUAUCUUACAGUUUUUUGUAUAAUUUUCUUUUCUAAACAACGGCAAAAAAUGAUGCUACUGUAUGUCAGUGUAGAAGAUUAGAAAUGUCACAGAAUCUGCAGAUCUGCUUAAACCUCUACCAAUUUCAUCUGAAAGUUGCAGGGAUUUGUGGUUAAAAGAAAUAUUGCUAAUAUUUUCUAUUUAAAGUGAAAAAGUAUUUUUCUGGACAGGUAUAAUUGUUAUAUGAAUAACUAUACAUUGUCUUCUGAAAUGUAACAUUUUUAUAACUUCAAAAUAAAUAUCACACUUUUAUUUGCAAAG
Messenger RNA from Bufo bufo (common toad), 744 nucleotides. It is a transcript of the gene GNG10, whose product is annotated as G protein subunit gamma 10. NCBI's taxonomy places the organism in Eukaryota, Metazoa, Chordata, Amphibia, Anura, Bufonidae. The coding region runs from base 101 to 307 and encodes 68 amino acids. Gene Ontology annotation, biological process: G protein-coupled receptor signaling pathway. The record is from RefSeq and is a predicted model, not a curated record. The transcript is spliced from 3 exons. Gene Ontology annotation, cellular component: heterotrimeric G-protein complex. Gene Ontology annotation, molecular function: G-protein beta-subunit binding.